Messenger RNA from Columba livia (rock pigeon), 2637 nucleotides. RefSeq names its product Pim-1 proto-oncogene, serine/threonine kinase (gene PIM1). The transcript is spliced from 5 exons. Bases 14 to 1351 code for a protein of 445 amino acids. Gene Ontology annotation, molecular function: ATP binding; protein serine/threonine kinase activity. Gene Ontology annotation, cellular component: cytoplasm. Gene Ontology annotation, biological process: protein autophosphorylation; negative regulation of apoptotic process. The record is from RefSeq and is a predicted model, not a curated record. Lineage: Eukaryota; Metazoa; Chordata; Aves; Columbiformes; Columbidae.
GUGGCGGCGCCGCAUGAGUCACCGUGGUUGGUCCUGGCGCGGUGGCCCCGCCCCGCGGCUGUCCCCGGCCCGCCCCCGGCCCCCGCUACUCCCGGAGCCGGCUGGCGGCCGCCGCGCCACACCGGAGCGCGGCAGUGCGGGGAGCAGCCCCGCCGCGCCCGCUGCUUCCCCGCCCCGCUGCCGCCAGGCUACAGCCUCCACCUGCCCGGGCUCCCCCGCCCGACCUCAGCCGCUCGGCAGCCCGACCGCCGGAACCGAGGCACCGCUGCCCGGUCCGGUUCGGGAGGUGCCGGGACCGGCUACGAAAUUGGGCGAGGGGACCGGGAUGCUGCUCUCGAAAAUUAACUCGUUGGCCCACCUACGUUCCGGGACCGGUGGGGAGUUACACAGCGCUAAGCUACAGCCAGGUACGAGAAAUACGGCCCGGUUUUGCUCGGCCCGGUUCGGUUGGGGCCCCCGGCGGAGCGUUAACGGCCGCGUCUCGCCUGCAGGGAAAGAGAAGGAGCCGCUGGAGAAGCUGUACCAGGUGGGCCCGCUGCUGGGGAGCGGCGGCUUCGGCACGGUUUAUUCGGGUAUUCGCCUCUCCGACAGCACGCCGGUGGCCAUCAAACACGUAGCGCGGGACCGCAUCUCCGAGUGGGGCGAGCUGCCCAGUGGCACCCGUGUGCCGAUGGAGAUCGUGCUGCUGAACAAGGUGGGAUCCGGCUGCAGCGGCAUCAUCCACCUCCUCGACUGGUUUGAGCUGCCCGACAGCUUCGUGCUGGUGCUGGAGCGUCCAGAGCCCUCGCAGGAUCUCUUCGACUUCAUCACGGAGAGGGGGUUCCUGUCCGAGGAGCUGGCGCGGGGGCUUUUCCGCCAGGUGCUGGAGGCAGUGCAGCACUGCAACAACUGCGGCGUCCUGCACCGUGACAUCAAGGACGAGAACAUCAUCGUCGACCUCAACACCGGCAAGCUCAAACUCAUCGACUUCGGCUCCGGCACCUUCCUCAAGGACACAGCCUACACCAAAUUUGACGGAACGCGGGUGUACAGUCCGCCGGAGUGGAUCCGCUGUCACCGCUACCACGGCCGUUCAGCGACGGUCUGGUCCCUGGGAGUGCUGCUCUACGACAUGGUCUGCGGGGAUGUCCCCUUUGAGCAGGACGAGGACAUCAUCCGGGGCCAGCUCUUCUUCCGACGGCGGGUUUCUCUAGAGUGCCAGCAUCUCAUCAGGUGGUGUUUGUCCAUGCGCCCCUCGGACAGGCCGUCUUUGGAAGACAUUUUCAACCACAGCUGGCUGCGAGGCAUUCACCUGCCUCAGGAGACGGCAGAGAUCCACCUGCACAGUUUGAUCCAGGAGCCUGGCAAGUAACAGCGUCACGCAUCUCCUGGGCACAAGAAGCAAAGAAAAUCAGACUUCUGCCUCGUGACCAUCACCGAGCGGGGAUCGUCAGAUGGGAACACGCAUAUCUUGUCCCGGAGCUGGGCUGGAGACUUGUUCUUCCAAGCGCUGGUGGCCACCGUCCAACUCAGCUGUCCUGGGGUCCAUCUGAACAACCCUUUUCUCAUUUGACGUUGUGCCAGUCAAUUGGGGUUUUUUGGGUUUUGGUUCUGGUUCUGGAGGCUCCCAAGUGUCUUCCUCGCCUGCUGAAUUUGGAAUUGCAAGAGGAUCAAAGACCUUAUUGCGAGAAAAGCUUCAACCAGGGAAAACUGCUCGAGGGGAGGGCAGGUACCGCGGCCACAUGGCUGUCUCUCCUCCGCUGUCACCAUGCUCGAGUGCCUUCAGUUGCGACCUGGGCUGUGCUGGAGGAAAUACUUGAAUUUUCCUACACUGCUGCUUUUCCAAGACUCGCCUGGGUAUAUAGUUCCUUUUCCCUUUUCAACAAGAAGAGGGGUCAGAAGAUGGUCGGGAGCCCAGCGGGUGACGCAUCGCCUCCCGUGCCUGCAGCUCAUCUGGAUUUUCUGGGGUUCUUUGCUUCCCUGUGCCCUCAUGAAUGCACAAACAAUGCAAACCAACAGAGCUGUAAAUAUGUACAAAGCUCUAUAGGAGCAAAGCUUGAUGUACAGUUGUUAAUAGUGAUAACAUUUUACCUUGUUUCUUUGGGGUUUUUUUCCAUUUUUUGUUUUUUAAUUUAUUUUAAUGAAUUUUUUUUUUUGGUUGUUUUUUGUUUUUUUUAAGAGAGAUUUCUAGCCAGUAGGAUAACUUAUUUAUUUAUUUAUAAUUCACGUGGGUUUCCAACCCAUGCCUUGCUUCUACGGCUGCUGAUCUCCCCCCGGUUUUCCAUUCGGGUCUUCCCUCCGUGUCUGUCCUGUGUCCGUCCCCGGGUCCGUAGCGUUCCUGUCGGAUGUCUGGCGGGGGUGCGGGGCGCCUGCCUGCUCCCCACCCGUCUGUGUACAUAGUUCUGGUUGCUGUUGUUUCUGGCUGCUGUUAUUUCUUCACCACGUGCAGAUGAGUUUGCAGAUGAGUUUUGUUUUGCCUCAUGGGUGUCUUGUCUGGGGCUGGGGAGGGGGAGCCGGCCCAGGCUGUCCGUGCUGUCGAGUCUUUAUAUGUAACCAAGUGUGUAGCCGGCAGGUUUUUUGUUAAUAGUUAAUAUUGUACAGGGGAAUUCAGAAAUCUUAUUUUUUUUAUGCGGUUUUAAAUAAAAAUUAAUGACUUGA